AUGUUUAUCAUUUUUCUACUUUGUUUUGUAAUACUAUUAACGGAAAUAAAAUCAUUAACAAUAAUAGCCAAUCAAUCGGGUGAUUUUAAUUGUUUAAAUACAUGGAGUAAUAACAUACAAACAGGGAAUGAUUCUACUGUAAUAAUUCCUUCGGAUAUCAGUGUCUAUAUUAGUAAUGAAUCGCAUUUAAAUAUGAGUAUUCAAUCAUUAAAAAUUUAUGGAAACUUACAAAUUGGUUCUCCGUAUAGUUCGAAUUCAAUAAAAUCAUUUAAAUUUUCAUAUCCAAUAAAUAUAAUGGUUUUCAAUGGAGGAUUAUUAGAAGAGUUGACAUCAAAUCUUACAUGGUUUCUUUUAUCCAAUUCAAUAAUAACUAUUUAUCCAAACACUUCAUUCUAUUCAUCACAACUGACGAAAAUUGUUUCUAAUUCAAAUGAUUCAAAUCAAAUAUUGAGUAAUAAUAUUCAGAGCCCAUUUACAGUAACAGUUGAUCGUCAAGGAACAAUUGAAAACUAUUCCUGCAAAUUAACAAUAACAUUUGUUCCUUAUCAAUCAGGUAAUUUCGGACUCAAUUCUACAUGGUUAGGUGAAUUAGCAUCAACACUCGAUCGUUGCUCACCAAUUUAUAGCGGAUGUGUUUUGUUUAUACCAGCACAUGGAAAUGUAACAAGACAUAACCAAUCAACAAUAAAUGCUGUUUAUGUUCAUAUAUAUGGUUUCUUUGAAAUCUCACCAUGGGAAACUUAUUUAUUUCGUUAUCCGAUGAAAUUUUUAAUUUAUGAUGGUGGUAUAUUUCAAGAUACGACGCAAGAUGGCUUUCGUUUUUAUAUAAAUACGUCAAUUACUCUGUUUAUCCUGGCAGAACAUUUAUUACAAGAACUUCAAAUUCUAUAUAUUCAUACAAAGAAAAAAAUUCUACUAUUUCAUCUUACAAAUUUAAUAAGGCUGAUAUUGUUGGCCCUUAUACCAUUUCUAUUGAUAUGA
Rotaria socialis is the source of this 981-nucleotide messenger RNA. The record is from the annotation of a GenBank genome assembly. NCBI's taxonomy places the organism in Eukaryota, Metazoa, Rotifera, Eurotatoria, Philodinida, Philodinidae.